Chroicocephalus ridibundus (black-headed gull) is the source of this 2952-nucleotide messenger RNA. RefSeq names its product ankyrin repeat domain 22 (gene ANKRD22). The coding region runs from base 242 to 817 and encodes 191 amino acids. NCBI's taxonomy places the organism in Eukaryota, Metazoa, Chordata, Aves, Charadriiformes, Laridae. The record is from RefSeq and is a predicted model, not a curated record. Gene Ontology annotation, molecular function: protein binding. The transcript has 6 exons.
UGUAACUUGUUCUGUCAGUCUCCUGUAAGCUGCUGUUCUCACGUUUACCUCGCUGGGUUGGGUUUCUGAAGACAAUUGUUUCAUGCUACCAGCAGAAAUAACUCAAAGGAAAUGUAGUUUAAGAAAGAGUGAUACUUCUAAGUUAAAUAUUAACCAGAUUCAAACAAGCUCAAGAGCAUUUCAAGUGAGGUUACUUGUUGGGCUGGUGAACAAGAACGAACUCAAGCAGUGAAGAAUAGGCAUGGGGAUACUCUAUUCGGAGCCCAUUUGUCAGGCAGCUUAUAAUAAUGAUUUCAAUGAAGUUCAGCUCCUUUUGGAGCGCAACAGCAACUAUCUGAACGUCCAGGACAGCUUCGGUGGAGACACCCCUUUAAUUUGUGCGUGCAAACAGGGAAACAACAGGAUAGUUAGCUAUCUUCUAAAACGAAGUGCUGAUGUCCACCUCAGAAACAAGAAAGACCGCACAUGUCUGCAUUAUGCUGUGAGAAAACGGUUCACCUUCCUUGACUACGUGCUCAUCAUAAUCCUCAUGCCGGUUAUGCUUAUUGGAUAUCUUCUCAUGAUCUCAAAGACUAAAGAGAAUGAAAACCUGAUCAAGAUGUUGCUUAGAGCUGGAGUGGAUGUUAAUGCUACAGACCUUUCUGGUAACACAGCCCUUCACUAUGCUUGUGAAACGAAAAACCAGGCAGUCAUUCCUCUACUGCUUAAGGCUCACGCAGACACUUCUGUAAAGAAUCAGGAUGGGGAGACUCCCUUAGAUAUAGCAAGAAGAUUGCAGUUCCACAACAUUGAAGGCAUGCUAAGGAAAACUUCCUAGUCAUCAAGGACUCUUGAACAUGCAGAAAAUUACCUCAUCUGGCAAUCCAUCUUGCACAGCAGCAGGAGUCCUGCAGAGGGUUGAGCGCUGUUACUUGAUAAAGACUUGGUCCAAAUCCACCCAUUCCUUGCUGCAGACUUUGACUAUUUUGUCUGAGACUUCCCAGUACCCCCACAGCAGUGUGGGCUGAAAGGAGUUCACUUGCUUUUACUAAGCUGUGAAUGAUUACAAUACUGUUCAGAAUAUUGCCCUUCCCAUCUGCUUCCACAGUUUUAUUACUUGACUUGCGCAGACUGUGCAUUUUGAAAGCUAGCUAUAAUAUUUCUGGAAGCCUAAACAUUGCACGUGACGGCUGGCAGCCAAUGCAAAAGUAAAAUAUCCUUUAGAGUGUGUGUUACUUGUUCUGUAGGGGAUACACUUGACAACUGAACAAUAUGCCACAGCAGUUUAUACAAAGUCUGGCACCCUUCCUCAUUGUAUUUCUCUUCUGACAAUGGGAGUGACUGGGAAAAUAAGAUCUCUCAGUUUAGCACUUCCUUCCAUCCCUGCUACAAGUUUCACACACCUUAAUUCUCACUGUGUUGCUACAAGGGAAGGAUUAUCUUCUCUCUCCUUUUUUUUUUUUUUUAAUAUAAGAAACAGCAAGAAGAGUUUCAAUGAGUUGCUGGAGACCACAAAGAAAGCCAAUUCCCGGGUUGCUUUAAUGCAUUAAGAAAUAAUAAUGAAAAUAUGUUUGGCAUGGUAGAAAAACAAGUCUCUCGACUACCUUUCCAAUAUAAACUGUGUACUAAAUUAAAAAAAAAAAAUCAAUAAAUGAAAUGCUGUUGAUGGGAACCAGAUGUAUCCUUCCCAUGGGAUGGGACAGGAUAGCAUGCUUUUCAGAGUGGUGCAUGCAGCAGGGGAUGCAUAUACCCAAAUAAUAAUAAAUUCAUGAGUUUUCCCUUGCGUAGAUGAAAGCAGAAGAAAACCUGCAGUGGUAAGCAAUGCAUUAAUGUGGCCUGGCGCUUUCUGAUUUAAUAAUGUGGCAAUAACGGGGAAUCUCCUUUCAAGUGCUGCUGUGUCUUGCUUUCUUGGUCUAAUGGAUCUUUAUUUUUGUUGACAGUUUUGGCCAUUUCCUGUAAGCUGUCAUGAGUUCAGAUGAUAGAUGCCAUGAUCAGCACUGUUAAUGGCUGCUAGACUAGGUGCAUGGACAAGCUACUGUAUUUUUCCUGUGUUGCAGAACACGCAUAUAUUUUUCAAUGUAAGUAUUCUGUUGGAUGCUGACUCCAACUACAAAGGAUCUUGGUUGGGCAAUAUAAGCUCAAGGCCCCACCUAGGAACACCCCAGGAAACAAAGCUGUCCUGAGCCUGUAAUAAUGAACAUUUUGGGUGUAACCUGGGGACAGACACUCUUACCUACCAGAUCAACUUGUGGGUGAGUAGAUGUGUGGCACCUGCAUGAUAAUGAAGAUGCAGCCUCUUUGGGUUUAAUGGCCAGAAAGGGAAAACAGCUGACUGCUUUCCCACACUGGGGAAAUUGCUUGAACAAAGAAUGGUCAAGACAGAGUUAUGUAAAAGUCAAACCCAAUGGCUCAGAGUGCUUGCAACACCUUCAUUGUUAGUGCCAAGAAUAAUUCCUGGGGUGGGAGCUGUAUUUCUUGGAGUACAGCUUGCCUGAUGGGUCUGUAUCUCAUUCCUCAGUUGCCAUCCAUGGCCUUUGAAGCUGGGGGGUUUAGAGUGCAUGAACAAGCCUUUGGGUGAUGUGUAAGCAUGGAGGGCAUCAGAACACCUCUAUGAGUUUUUCUGAAUUUAGAUUCAUUGAUGGUUGUAAGUCACCUAUUGCCUGCCCAGUUUCUUGUACCUGAAGAUCUCUUGGUUGUGGUGAUACUGUAGGUAAAUGUAAGAAGAUGGAAAACAAAAAAAGCCAAGUUGUUUGUCAAGUGGAUAAAGGAUUUAAUUUAAACAAAGGUCAGUUGUACUUCAACAGAAAAAUGAGCAAAUCCCACUUUUGGGUCUUUAUGGGAAGACAAAAAUUGGGCAUGGGAAUAUCUCUGUGGGGUACACAAGGUAUAUAUGAGAACAACAAAGUUUGGGCUUAGGAAAAUCAGUCUUGUAGAAAUAAAAGCUGUCCAAAUUAAGGGAUCCCUGCAGUGUGU